AUCAUUCCAGUCCCUGAGAUAGGAGAUGGGAAAUGGAUACCGCCUACUGGACCAAACCCUAUUCAAAACCCCGUUUCCCACACUAAAUCAUCAUCAUCUUAUGUUCCUAUUAUUCCGGUUCCUGAGAUUGGAGGUGUUAAGAGGAUGACGCCUACUGGUCCAAACCCUCUUCACAACCCUGCAGCCCCUAAAUCAACAUCGUUCUUUACAUAUGUACCUAUUAUUCCAGUUCCUGAGAUUGGAGGUGUUAAGAGGAUGGUGCCUAGUGGUCCAGACCCCCUUCACAACCCUGCAGCCCCUAAAUCAUCAUCGUCCUUUACAUAUGAUCCUAUUAUUCCGGUUCCUGAGAUUGUAGGUGCUAAGAGGAUGGUGCCUAGUGGUCCAAACCGUCUUCACAACCCUGCAGCCCCUAAGUCAUCAUCGUCCUAUACAUAUGUUCCUAUUAUUCCGGUUCCUGAGAUUGGAGGUGUUAAGAGGAUGGUGCCUGGUGGUCCAAACCCCCUUCACAACCCUGCAGCCCCUAAAUCAUCAUCGUCCUUUACAUAUGAUCCUAUUAUUCCGGUUCCUGAGAUUGGAGGUGUUAAGAGGAUGGUGUCUAGUGGUCCAAACCCUCUUCACAACCUUGCAGCCCCUAUAUCAUCAUCAUCAUCUUAUACAUAUGUUCCUAUUAUUCCGGUUCCUGAGAUUGGAGGAGUUAAGAGGAUGGUGCCCGGUGGUCCAAACCCCCUUCACAACCCUGCAGCACCUAAAUCAUCAUCGUCUUAUACAUAUGUUCCUAUUAUUCCGGUUCCUGAGAUUGGAGAUGUUCAGAGGAUGGUGCCUAGUGGUCCAAACCGUCUUCACAAUCAUGCAACCCCUAAAUCAUCAUUGUCCUAUACAUAUGUUCCUAUUAUUCCGGUUCCUGAGAUUGGAGAUGUUAACAGGAUGGUGCCUAGUGGUCCAAACGCUCUUCACAACCCCGCAGCCCCUAAAUCAUCAUUGUCCUUUACAUACGUUCCUAUUAUUCCGGUUAAUGAGAAUGGAGGUGUUAAGAAGAUGGUGCCUAGUGGUCCAAACCCUCUUCACAACCCCACAACCCCUAAAUCAGCAUAGACCUACAUAACUCUUGUCCCUCAUAGUGAAGAUUUGAAGAGAUCGUCUAAUCCCCUAUUGAUCCAAACCCCAUUCGGCCCCUCAAAAUAAUAAUGAUAGGGUGAUGUAACUUUGUAUACCAUGUUUUUUAUUUGUCACAAAAUUUUGAUUUAGUGUUGUGUAUGACCAAUGAAUUAGAAUGAAUAAA
This is a messenger RNA of Cuscuta europaea, 1279 nucleotides long. The record is from the annotation of a GenBank genome assembly. NCBI's taxonomy places the organism in Eukaryota, Viridiplantae, Streptophyta, Magnoliopsida, Solanales, Convolvulaceae.